Guillardia theta CCMP2712 is the source of this 1455-nucleotide messenger RNA. RefSeq lists its product as hypothetical. The coding region runs from base 1 to 1455 and encodes 484 amino acids. The record is from RefSeq and is a predicted model, not a curated record. NCBI's taxonomy places the organism in Eukaryota, Cryptophyceae, Pyrenomonadales, Geminigeraceae. Gene Ontology annotation, biological process: protein polyubiquitination; positive regulation of proteasomal ubiquitin-dependent protein catabolic process. The transcript is spliced from 22 exons.
AUGCAGACAUCUGCUGACACGGCGCCUGAGGAGAACAUGUCAGCAGUGAUGCGUGCCCGUCUGGUCAGCGGGCGAUCAAACUCUGAAGUGCUUGGCGACGCGAUAGCGUCUGCUCUGCGAGAUGCCUCGAAACAGCUUCCGGAAGGGACGGUCCCUUCGUUUUGCUUCUUGUUCGUAAGCUCCAGUUACUGCAACGUUGGAGAAGCUGGGGGAGUUCUUGUCACCGAAGACACAAGGGUGUUUCAGCAAGGAUCCGAGAAGUAUUCCCGUGCCAUGUCAUUGAUCAGCCGCAACUUCCUGCAAAGAGGAUGGAACGAUGUUCCGAUAGCCGGCUGCUCAGUCGGAGGAUCCAUCCUCGGGACGACAGAGAACGUGGGCAAGGACAGCGGAGUCUGCGUUGUGCUAGCGAACCUCCCUGACAGUGAGGUGUCUCCAUUCUUCGUGAAGCCAGAGUCCGAUUGGGAGAAAGCCGGCAUCUCCGCAUCCUUCCAGCCGAGUCAGGGAGCGAGUGGUGAUGACGCUGUUCUGUUCAUGUUCGGCCACCCAGAGGAGUCGACCUUCAUCCGCAAAAUCGGGGCGCUGGCUGGACGGACGAUGGACACCCACGAGAGAGAGUUCUUCUUCCUCCCCUCUCUCAAGGACGUCAAAGACAUAUCAUCGCUGGAGCAGUGUUGCUUUUCCGAGGGGCUGGCAGGAAUCGCCUUCAGAGGAGGGAUAGCGGCUGACGCUGUGGUCGCCCAGGGAUCAAGACCCAUCGGUCCCAACUACGAGGUCCUGGGCACCGAGAUGAACGGAACGAUCAUCACCCGGAUGAGAGAGAUUGGCACGACGGAGGAGGCGGAGGGAGCGCCCAUGGUGCUCUUUGAGCUCGCCGUCUUUGCUGGAACCAUCGACCAGCAAAGCUUCAUCGAGUCCACGAGGUUCCUCGCUCUCGGCACUUCUCUCACUCCUCUAGAGGACGAGGCGGACAAGCACCAGUACAUCGUCCGGCCCAUCUUGAACGUGGAGAAGGAUGGGCCCGUCUUCCUGGCAGAUGGUGUGCGAGUGGGGCAGGUUGUUAGGUUUCACAUCAGAGAUGCGGCGAAUGCUGAACAAGAGCUGCAGCAACUGAGGAUGAGAUGGAAGCUCGAAAGAAACUCUCGCAAGGUCGACAAGAAACUUCCAGCUGGGGCUCUGCUGUUUGCCGACCAGGCAAGAGGGCCGCAACUGUAUGGGAGAGAGAAUGUGGAGAACGCAGGCUUCGUUCAAGAUUUUCCAGAUGUUCCUCUUGGAGGAGGAUACUUCGACGGGGUCAUUGGGCAACUUCCAAACUUCCAGGACAAGAACAAGGCUCCUCUCCUGUUGGAUGCCGACAAGAAACCGCAGAGCACAGGAGUUCUCUUCGACCAGGCUCGACCUCCAACCUCCUUGCUUGACCUCCACCCUCCUUGCUUGACCUCAACUCUCCUUGCUUGA